This is a messenger RNA of Amblyraja radiata (thorny skate), 3768 nucleotides long. It is a transcript of the gene soat1, whose product is annotated as sterol O-acyltransferase 1. Gene Ontology annotation, molecular function: cholesterol binding; cholesterol O-acyltransferase activity; fatty-acyl-CoA binding. Bases 389 to 2041 code for a protein of 550 amino acids. Gene Ontology annotation, cellular component: endoplasmic reticulum membrane. Gene Ontology annotation, biological process: cholesterol efflux; cholesterol metabolic process. The record is from RefSeq and is a predicted model, not a curated record. Lineage: Eukaryota; Metazoa; Chordata; Chondrichthyes; Rajiformes; Rajidae. The transcript has 16 exons.
UCUAGCAAACUUGCUUCAUCUUUGGCUGGCAUUGCGUCGGCGGCGCGCACGCUGCAAGUCACGUCGUUCUGUUUCGGAACGCGGAGACAGGCAGCGGCUACAUUAGAAUCGCUACAUUAGUGCCGGCGCUGGGAGCAACUGAGCUGGAAGCGGCUACACCGGCGCUGGGAGUAACUGAGCUGGAAGCGGCUACAUUAGUGUCGGCGCUCGAAGCAACUGAGCGGGACGCGGCUACAUUAGUGCCGUCUCUGGGAGCAACUGAGCGGGACGCGGCUACAUUAGUAUCGGCGCUGGGUGCAGGUGAACGGGACCCCGGACGUCCCUGAGUAGCGAGGCCGGCACCGCUCCCUCAGCCGUCCUUUCAUUGCUCGUUGGGGCCAGGAAGUUGAUGGCGAGCGGGACAACGAUGGCGCUCAGAUCCCGGCGAAUUUCCGCCAAGUCUUUGGAGGACGACGGUGUGAGAACCUCGGAAGGACUUGGCGAGGAGUACGAUCGGUCGGUCAGCAAUGGAAAAGUAGAUGCUGAACAUGUCAUCAAUAAAAAGAUACAACUGAAGCUGAAGGCUGAGCAAAUGAAAAAUGACUUAUUGAGGCAGAUUGAUUAUCAUUUCAACCAUUUUGUGGACAAUUUGAUUGAUGAGUCAACCACCUUGGACUCCUCUAUCCCUCCUUUCAUAUCUGCUUCUACAACUAAAGAACAUGCUGUCGUGGCUAACAGACAGGCAAGGGCACCCCCGGAAAAGGGAAAACACUUCAUGCCUCGUCGAUCGCUGCUUGAUGAACUCUUCCAAGUGAAUCACAUCCGGACUAUUUAUCACAUGUUCAUCGCUUUACUCAUUCUGUUCAUAUUCAGUACCUUGGUGAUGGACUUCAUUGAUGAAGGAAGGCUGGUCCUGGACUUUGAUUUAUUAGUUUAUGCCUUUGGGAGAUUCCCAAUUGUCAUUUCCACAUGGCUUUGUAUGUUUCUGUCUACACUUCUCGUUCCAUAUGGCUUAUUUCUCCAGUGGGCAUCAGGGUACCAGGCGACAAAGCACAGGGUUCUGAGGACAUUGUUCUUCGGUGCAUUGUUUGUGUUGUUUCAGACACUUGGCCUGUGGGCUGCGCCGCUCUAUACUGUCAUCCAUUUUCAUCUACCUCCUGCUUCCCGCUUCAUUGUUAUCUUGGAACAGGUCCGCCUGAUGAUGAAAGCACAUUCCUUCAUACGGGAGAAUUUCAGCACAGUUGCAGUGAACAGAGAGAAAAAUGGUGACAUGCUGCCAGCACCACAAUUCUCCCAUUAUCUCUACUUCCUUUUCGCUCCUACUCUCAUCUAUCGGGACAGCUAUCCAAGGAAUCCUACAAUUAGAUGGAGCUAUGUUGCUACAAAAUUUGCUCAGGUUCUGGGCUGUCUAUUUUAUGCUUACUAUAUUUUUAUGAGACUUUGUAUCCCAUUGUUCCGAAACAUCAGCCGCGAGCCAUUCAGCUUGAAAGUCCUGGUUCUUUGCAUCUUCAACUCCAUUUUACCAGGUGUACUUGUCCUAUUCCUGGCUUUCUUUGCAUUCCUGCACUGCUGGCUCAAUGCCUUUGCUGAAAUGCUGCGGUUUGCUGACAGGAUGUUCUAUAAGGAUUGGUGGAAUUCCACGUCAUUUGCAAACUAUUACCGGACUUGGAAUGUAGUGGUCCAUGACUGGCUGUAUUAUUACGCUUACAAAGACUUUCUCUGGUUGUUCACCCACCGGUUUAGGGCUGCGGCGAUGUUGUCAGUCUUCACGGUGUCUGCUGUGGUUCACGAGUAUGUGCUGGCUGUUUGCUUUGGUUUCUUCUACCCGGUGCUCUUCUGCCUGUUCAUGUGUUUUGGAAUGGCUUUCAAUUUUGUUCUGCACGACCGUCGGAAAGGGCCUGUGUGGAACGUAGUGAUGUGGACGUCGCUGUUUCUGGGCCAGGGAAUGAUAGUAUGUCUAUACUCGCAGGAGUGGUAUGCCCAGCAGCACUGUCCCCUGACUAAUCCGUCCUUUUUGGAAUUGUUGAAGCCUCGUUCUUGGACCUGCCGCUUACACUCGUAAUGGAUAAAAGCUUAUGUUCCCAUGUCUACGGAAAACUGGGAACUGUUCCACCGGAUUGUGGCAGCACAUUUCGUAAACCAAAUGAAUGUUUCUCUUUCACCGAAUAGUGCCUGCUUCUUGUUCUGUUGUGGGUUUUGGUCAUAAAGCUGGAUAUUUUUCUGAAACAUUAAUCACAGGAAAAGUGUCAAUUUAGUGCUACACAUACUGUAAGUAUUCAUCCUCUGUUUAGAGAUGGGAGGAAUGCCAGAAACAAAAUAUUGACUGGAGAAGAGGGACCUCAACAUCUUUUAAAUACAUUUUUUUUUCACUCCCUGACAUCUUCUCCCCAACAACCAUACGGAAAGUGAUGAAAAUGUUAAACUUGACUGUUUACAUGUGACUAGCAAAUAUAUAUGCACAAACAUGUUUACGGAUAUGUAUCAUUUUAUAAUUCGAUACCGCAAUGCAAAGUUAAAGCAGGAAUAACUUCCUGAUUUCAUGCUGUAAUGCAUUUUGUGCCAUAAAGAAUGAUUGCCAGAUUUGCAGUUAGCAUUCCCCUUAACUUGGUCAGUCAGGACUUUACCAUUUCAGGCCAAUAACCAUGAUGCUGAGCAUUUCCAGAAAUGUUUAUUUCUUUUCACAAUGCUGGUCAGACCCCCUGAACAAAUGUCUUUCCUCUCAAGCCUGGCUAUUGGGGCCAAUUAAGUCGUUUACUUUUAAGCUGGGUUUAGUUUGAUAGAUUUCAAAAAAAUGGAUGGGAAAUGGUAUUUACUUUUGGUGUUGGUUAAUAACUUCACUAUCAAGAAUGUAAAUUAUUGGCUUGAGCAUCAGAUUGAGAAGAAACAAGUAUUCUGCUUGUAAUGGUUCUUGCAGCAUUUAGUAUAUUAUCUGAUUUUGCACUGGUGGAUUCUCAUUAGAUUAUUCACCUUGGCACCCAAGAAGUAAUUGUUGAACUUGUUAAUUGACAAUGCUUAUCAACAAAAUAAUUUCAGCAAAAAUGGAUUCCAUAUUAAAGUUGUCUUCAGAAUUUCAAAAUCCUCUGCCUGUUUUUGUGACUAACCAAUUAGAAACAAGAGUAUACCAUCCUGAAUCUAAUGUAAUAUGUUUUGACAUAAUCACUGUUCAAUAAAGUGAUUAACUGAUUGUGCAUUGUACAGUGGGUUUUGGUUACAAAUCCAGACUGAUAAUCCUGUAAAUCAUGUCAAGAAAUUCCUUAAAUUGAGCUGUGAACUCAGAAACAAUGGUGGCUGUUUAUUAUAACUAACAUUUAUAUGCAUUUUAUUGUAUUUUUCUGUACUUUGUUCUGUUAAUUGAUUUCUUAGAUUGUCAGCUUAUAAAUUGAAAUACAUAAUAAACUGGAACACCAACACCCUUAUAUUUUCACUCUUCUCUAUAAAGAGGUGUUUCACUAACCAAGAUUACUGUUUAGAAAUAAAAGUUUACAAAGCACCACACAGUAUUUAGCCCAGAAAAGGAUUUCAAUUUUGAGGUCUUUCCUCUUAACAUUUUGUUUUAACUUACCCCAGUAUUGGUAAUGCAGUUCCCUAGUGUUCCCCAAAGCAGACGAAAACUUGAACACUAGAGCCUCUGCUGCCUUUGUAAAAUGUCUUGUUUGUGUUUCUAGAUGCUGAAUCUUGGCCAAACAGGUUUGUUGUUUUUUAGUCCAAGUAGUUCCUGGCGUAUUGUAGAAAAAGCCUUGAUUAAAAUCCUAAUGAUGAAAGAUGCCUAUCCAAGAAAUCAUUUCUACG